AGUGGAGAUGGGCAAGAAAGCAGUACUGAUCGGCUGCAAUUACACAGGCACCAAGGCCGAGCUUAAAGGUUGCAUAAAUGACGUCCGUCGGAUGUACGCCUGCCUCGUCGAUCGCUACGGCUUCUCCGAGGACGACAUCAAGGUGCUCAUCGACACCGAUGACUCCUAUACGCAGCCUACCGGCCGGAAUAUUCGUCGAGCCGUCACCGAUCUUGUCCGAUCCGCCGAGCGCGGCGACGUUCUCUUCGUUCACUACAGCGGCCACGGCACUCGUCUCCCCGCCGAGACCGGAGACGACGACGACACCGGCUAUGACGAGUGCAUCGUCCCCUGCGACAUGAAUCUCAUCACCGAUGAUGAUUUCAGAGAGUUUGUAAAUAAGGUUCCAGAAGGUUGCCGAAUUACGUUUGUAUCAGAUUCUUGCCACAGUGGUGGCCUCAUUGAUGAGGCUAAAGAGCAAAUUGGUGAGAGCAUGAAGGGUUCUAACGAAGAGGAGGGCUCAGGUUUUGGAUUCAAAAGCUUCCUGCAACGUAAGGUGGAGGAUACAUUCGAGUCACGUGGAAUUCACCUCCCUUCUGGUUUGGGACACCGCCAUCGGCGUCAUGAUGAGGAUUCUGAAGACAGAGAGGCUGAGGCUGGAUAUGGCGACAGGGGGUAUUUGAAGAACAAAUCUUUGCCUCUUUCAACUUUAAUCGAGAUACUCAAGCAAAAAACUGGGAAGGAUGACAUUGAUGUGGGCAAGCUGAGACCGACUUUGUUUGACAUGUUUGGUGAGGAUGCCAGCCCUAAAGUAAAGAAGUUCAUGAAGGUCAUCCUGAAUAAAAUCCAGCAGAGUGGUGGAGAGGGCAGCGGUGAAGGCGGUGGAAUUAUGGGUAUGGUUGGAAGUUUGGCCCAGGAGUUCUUCAAGCAAAAGCUUGAGGACAAUGAUGAAGGGUAUGCAAAACCUGCCAUGAAAACUCAAGUGAGCAGCAAACAAGAGGUUUAUGCGGGAGCAACCAAACGAUCACUCGCUGAUAAUAGCAUUCUGAUAAGUGGCUGCCAAACGCAUGAAACUUCUGCUGAUGCCAGCCCAUCUGGCAACGCUGAUGAAGCUUACGGGGCUCUUAGCAAUGCAAUUCAGAUCAUAAUUGCUGAAACAGAUGGCUCAGUCACGUACCAGGAACUUGUAUUAAGGGCAAGGCAGAUGCUAAAAGGCCAGGGUUUCACCCAACGUCCCGGUCUCUACUGCAGUGACCAUCAUGUUGAUGCUCCUUUCUUGUGUUGAUAUUGCCAUUAUGAUGUUGCUCGGUACGAGAGUGAAUGAAUACUUCAGUUAUUUGUGGUAUGUUUGGUGUGAUUGUAUUACCAUAUGUUUGGUUUGGUGUAUGAUGCGCAAAUUUGGAAACAAGUUGUAUGUACUUGAUUUUGAACCAAAUGCUAUUCUGUACUUGUGCUGUAGAAACUGGUCAGGCAUUUGCAAUGAUUGUUGAACCAAGAGCUAUUCUGCCA
Molecule: messenger RNA, 1488 nt
Organism: Diospyros lotus (date-plum)
Lineage: Eukaryota; Viridiplantae; Streptophyta; Magnoliopsida; Ericales; Ebenaceae
Product: metacaspase-5-like
Exons: 2
Coding region: 8-1264 (418 amino acids)
Biological process (GO): proteolysis
Molecular function (GO): cysteine-type endopeptidase activity
Source: RefSeq, a predicted model, not a curated record